AUGGCAAGACCCUCUUUCUCUACUUCCAUAUCUUCAUCAUCUCAAGAUUUAGAUUCGUCCUAUAAGGUGAAAUCCAAGAGCUUUCUACCAAAGUUGUAUGGAGAUUACGGGUUUUGGAACCCUAGCCCGGUUUACGGAGGCGGUUUUCCUUAUCCUGGGCCAGUUCCUCAUGGCAGUGUAGGUUUGAAACAGAGACAUAUAUAA
Messenger RNA from Eruca vesicaria subsp. sativa (arugula), 204 nucleotides. The record is from the annotation of a GenBank genome assembly. Lineage: Eukaryota; Viridiplantae; Streptophyta; Magnoliopsida; Brassicales; Brassicaceae.